GGUCCGCACCUUUUCCGGUAACACAACACAUCGGGGCCGAGGGAGGGAGCGAGCGAGCGACAGGGGCGAGGAGAAGAAGCCAGAGAAGCGGGGGGAGAAACGGCCUGGGGACCGCGGGGAGGACGUUUGCCGCAUAGGGAGGAAGCGAGAGAAGAAAGUCGGAUGAAUUAGUGGCAUUUUCGGCCCUUGUUCCUCUUCAUGUCCCGCUGUAGCAGGAAGAGGGGGUUUCUGAAGCCGUUAGUGGGGAAAUUACCAGCAGCAGCAGCAGCGGUGAAUUUCGUCAACAGACCCCCGGGCAAGUGUGAGAAGCCCGGGAUUUGGACUGGGCCUGUUUCCGUGGAAAUGUUGAUUGUUAAGGGCACAGGUUAGACUCAAGCAUCCCCACCCGACUCCCUCAAGGGCUUCACACACACACACACACACACACACACUCUCAGGUCACCCUCACUGUGGCGUUCUAGAAGCUUUUUUUUUAUUACCGUUCUAAAAGUAUUUAUGCACGUUAAACACGAUGGGGAAAAUGCUGUCAAAGAUCUUCGGCAACAAGGAGAUGAGAAUACUGAUGCUCGGACUUGACGCGGCGGGCAAGACCACCAUCCUGUACAAGCUGAAGCUGGGACAGUCGGUCACCACCAUCCCCACGGUGGGCUUCAACGUGGAGACGGUCACCUACAAGAACGUCAAGUUCAACGUGUGGGACGUGGGCGGCCAGGACAAGAUCCGUCCGCUUUGGCGACAUUACUACACGGGCACGCAGGGCCUGAUCUUCGUGGUGGACUGCGCUGACCGGGACCGCAUCGACGAGGCCCGCCAGGAGCUCCACCGCAUCAUCAACGACCGGGAGAUGCGCGACGCCAUCAUCCUGAUCUUCGCCAACAAGCAGGACCUGCCCGACGCCAUGAAGCCCCACGAGAUCCAGGAGAAGCUGGGCCUGACGCGGAUCCGCGACCGCAACUGGUACGUGCAGCCCUCGUGCGCAACAGCCGGGGACGGACUCUACGAGGGCCUCACCUGGCUUACCUCAAAUUAUAAAUCCUAACCCUGCUCGGCGAUGACGCUGCCUCUCUCGCAAUUAUAUGCUCGUUUUAAUUCCCCUUUUUUUUUUUUUUUUUUUGAUCGAUCACGAUUAGGGUGGGAAAUUUCCAGUAAAUUUCCACGGAAAGUUAGGCUGGGGAAUUUUGGAAAUGCAAUGAACCCUCGCAUAUUUGCAUAUUUUUUGGAGGAGGCUAGCCUCAUCACCUAUUCAUUGUUUUUGUGCUCAGGCCAAAGCCAUGUCUAAUACAUUUUGUUUUGGUGACAUCUGAUGGCAUCUUGUUGCCAAGCAACUAUGUUCAACUAAGCGGAGGAGCUUCAUUUAGUCGGGGCGUAGCCUUGUCUAAUAGAAAAAAAAGUGCUUUGCCACCAUCCUGUGGCAGCUCUAGGCAAUUGCAAAAGUUUUUGGGUGGGCGUCAAUUACUAUUCACACAUUUUGACUUCACGCGGCAGGGCUCGGCCUCGACCCAACGCGAAUGGUGGGGGUUCACUGCGUUCCCGAUUGGAAACUUUCCAUGGGAGUUAAUGUCAAUUUACGGGAAUUGAGGGGGUCACAUUCGAGCAUAGAUAUUAACAUUUUGUUCGGUCUUAUGCGGCCAUCCAUGUCACAUAGAUAACUGGUACCUCAAAUUUUGAGCUGAGACACGACGCACGAAUAAAUCGACCAAGAGAGAACUAGUUGAUAAACUGGUAAAUUGGGGCGCAACUGCAGUUAUAGUAAAUCUGGUUGUUUUGGUCGGGGUUACACUAUAUUUCCCCAACAAUAUUGAAGUUCCCUAUUAAGAGCCAGCCUCAACACAACACAGGAGGCAUAUUAGAAGGUAGAUCAAAUACAUGACAGAAAAUUUAUUCUGAAUGAAUUAAGAAUUCAAAUGAUUUUGCAUGGAAAGUUUCCAACUCACAACCCUACUCAAUAUAAUCCCAAAUUUAUUUGUCUUUUUACUUUGCUUUGCUCUUAUUUGCAAAUUCUCUGCUUCGGCGGCAUUUGGGAAUCUCGCCACGAGUAUUCCGGCUACAUAUCCAAAGGUUGGGCGAGUCUUUUGAGGACAGGAACGUUUUGCCUUUAUCAGCAACAUUUUCUAAGAAUGUCUGGCUUUUUUUUUUUUUUUUUUUUUUUUUUUUUUUUUUUUUUUUUUUUUUUCCCCCCCCCCCCCCGGACCUCGACAACAACAAGUGAUUGUAACACCUUUUGGACUUUGGAUAUUUACACACUGUGAUAUGGAUCUUUUUUUUUUUUUUUUUGCUCAUUGUCUCACACAGAUCUUCCAUGUUUGUAGUUUCAGCUGCCUUAACACACACACAUAAAAGAGAAGUAUUUUUUUUUCAGGGGAGGGCUGUUCUUUACUGCCCUUGUUUGACUGACCUUUUCGGACCCUGCCAAGUGUUUAACCACCUCCAUUUUGGUGCUCAAACCACCCAUGUUCCUCUUCACCGUCAUCACGCGAUUGUGUUUUACGCUCUCCUUUUUUGCUAUGCUGAUUUGAAGUAAUAAAAACAGAAAAAGAAAACAUGAUUUUAUCCACA
Molecule: messenger RNA, 2556 nt
Organism: Phyllopteryx taeniolatus (common seadragon)
Lineage: Eukaryota; Metazoa; Chordata; Actinopteri; Syngnathiformes; Syngnathidae
Gene: arf6a
Product: ADP-ribosylation factor 6a
Exons: 2
Coding region: 512-1039 (175 amino acids)
Biological process (GO): intracellular protein transport; vesicle-mediated transport
Cellular component (GO): cytoplasm
Molecular function (GO): GTPase activity; GTP binding
Source: RefSeq, a predicted model, not a curated record